UACAAUGAGUUCUCGACAUCGGUAUGUUGUAUGUGUUCUAAUCAUCGACAGUGUUACGUCAAAGUUUUGUGACAAAUAGAGUGCAAUCGGGCGAUACAAGUAAUAGUCCUAAAUACAUUCACCMCAGGUGGAAUACGCUUGAACCAUGGCGUCGGAUCCUCCCAAAGUUGGUAUGAAACGACAAAGGUGUGGAUAUAGCGGUUGUGAUCAUCAGCGGAACAUCGAUGGUGAUKAUGAUAACACAUUAAUGACGCUCGUGCGAAGCAAAGGUUCCCGAAUCUACUACUGUCCGCGCUCCAGUGACCAUGCAUCGUUUUUCUUUAURUGGAUUCUGAGWGUUUUGCAGAGGGCGCCUUCUAUUUAUUCCGGGUACUCUCGCCACGAAGGGGUGCGAAGACGAAAGCAAUCAUUUUCCUUUCAUAAAUUUCUGGGUUCAUCAUUAUUAUUGCUUUUCUUGUCUCGGUGUGUUCUGGGGGAAACACACCUCCGUCAUCAUUUGAUCGAGACGGCAAGGGGUAGUGGGAAUCGGUCUUGGGAGGGGAAGGGAUACCAGGGAAAGCAUGAACUUUUGCAGUAUGGUCGGGGCAAGGAUUUAUCAUCCGUAGAAAACAGAAUGCAGCAGCAUGGGCUUGACGUUAUCGAGAGGAAACAAAGGAUUCUUCAGUCRGGGCAGAGACUUGAAAAUAUUAUUCGACAACAAAAUAGUAAAGUGGAGACUUUGUCACCGGAACUUCGAAAUGACUUCGAUGCAGAAGAAUCAUUCAGUGGAAGCCAAGCCCCCAAUGAAAUAGAUGUGGCAUCGCCUCUAACCGUGACGACACCCCCAGUCGACGAGCCGGAUAUUGAGCCAUUUGACUAUGGGGAAUUCUUUAAGAAGGGAAACCCCCUCAUUCGAAACAAGCUUCCAAUCGACUUCGACAUGCAACUAUUGGUAGAGAAUACUAUUACGAAUGAAUUGUUGAGGGUGCUGGAGGUUUUCUUGGAAAAUUACAUACAAAAUGAAUAUAAAAAGUUGAUCGACGGCAACCGCAAUGGUGAUGAUGAURGAGMGACUGGCAGCAUCACUAAUUCAAAUCUUGAAACAUUGAAGCUGGGAGAAGUAGACUUGACCUUGCAAUUGUUAGAAUCUAGAUGGUGGCAAGACAGAAAGCGGCGUCAACUAGAUAGCAACUCAGYUACUUUGUCGAGAGGUUCAUUKCGAUCGAAACAACGAGAUAUGCAAGAAGAAAUACAGUCWUCUGACACAAAAAUCAUUACAAUUAGUGUGARUGGAUCUGUAAAUUACAGCAUGGAAGUAGAUGGAUCGAUACCUACCCCGGAUGAAGUUGAAAAAGAAUGGAUUGAAGCCUAUCAUGAUAUAAUUGCUCAAAAUCAGUUACAASGUGCAUUUGAUAAUGCCCAGAUUGCUGGAGUCCUGCGAGUUGAAGAUGUUAGCGCAGAACAAGAUUUGAGUGCAAAGAACGACGGUGACACUAGGAAUUUCAACGAGGACUAUGAUGACAAUGAAAGUACUACAAAUGACCCUGCCAACCUAUACCAAAAUAACACGGAAAAUAACAACGCGGAUCAGUCUGUCGAAGUCACGAAGAAUGACAGCAAGCAAAGCUCUCGUAAGGACGAGCUGGAACGYCCAUCAACCCUUUCCAUCGUAUUCGGUUUCAUUCUGACGGGAAUCGCGGUCCUUGGAUUAUUUGGAUAUGCAUAUAUAUUUUACCGAAAAAGACAGAAACGACUCAAGAAAAAGAAGAAGAUGAAAGAGAGUAUUACUUUUUCCUCUGCGAAUCUUGCCGCGGCGGCAGCAGCCUCUGCUGCUGCUCCGACAGCUGGUCGCAAGAAUAGCAAAUACGCGUCGAAGGCCAGACCGCAGUCAGCCUCCCGCCCUGUGCCAACACCACAUCCAUCGCAAAUGCCAUUUCAUUCCAUGAUGCUGUCCCAAUCUGAAUCAGAAGAAACUUCUUACAGAGGACUCGAGUCAAGUGUAGGAUCGGAAGACAUCACUGAUUCGUUUGCAAACGAGUUAAAGUUGGCAGCAUCACGUGACAAACAAGCAUGGGAUGAAUUUCAGCGCAGAAAGGAAAGCCACGAAAAAAUUGAAAUUAAUAGGUAUCAUUCUACGAAUCGAAAGGCUGAUCAAAAUAGGCAUUCUUCGAUUAGCGCAUCUGUUCCAUCUUUGUUGACGAAAAAUACGAAAAGAAMSGUAGAAGAUAGAGAACAUCCCGUGGGAUUCGAAACUCCAUUGGGAAGAGAUCCAUCUUUUACGAAGUCAUUUCCGUAUGGUGACGAAGCACAUGGAUUCAGUGCCGCUGGUGAUGRCGAAUUCAGCGAACUCCCUUCCUCGGUCCCAUGGGAACCUUACAAUUCAUCUCUGUCGCUUGGAGAAGAGAAAAAGGAUGAAACAAGUGCCAACGCAUUUUUUGUUAAAAAAUUGAAGGAUAUUGAAAAAGAUCUGGCCGUUUCAGGAGGACAAGCAACAGUCAUCCCCAAGAAUAGAUCCUCGGAAACAAAGAACGCUGAUGACAAUUCAGAUAUAUUGUCRGAAGUGUCAGAACUUUCAAAGUAUGUCCGCCGRUACGAACGAAGAAAGGAUCGCAAAAAUAAAAGAGAAGAGUUUCUCCACGAACGACUGAGUGCUGCUGAAAGGGCGCCGCGACAAAAUUCAAUGGCUGCGAACUCGAUGUCUAUUGGAAUGGAUGGACGUGUCUACAACCCUMAAARWAGCGACAAGAAUUCAAUACCAAACCGUUCUCCAACAAGAGGACCGCAACUAGCUCCAGCUCCACUUUCGAGUUAUGCUGAAAGCUUCAUAGGUUCUCAGAAGAACGAGCUGUCUGAAUCCUUGUCGAUCGUAAGUGAGGACGAAGAUGAUCCAGAAGGUGGAAGCCCUACAAAUUCACGUCUCGGAAUUUCUCCGUACCGAAUUUCAUACGAUGAAGURUACUACAGAAAAGGCUCUGUGCAGAAUGAAGCCAACUCGUUGUCAGAGAGGACAGCAACAACACCGUCCCGUUCGAGAGCUGAACAAGACUACCGAUACUCGGUUGGUUAUGGUCAUGACAAGAGCAAGUCGCCUUCUUCUUCUUCUUCUCGUCUAGCUAACUUGAGAGCAAACGAUGCCAUUAUUGACAAUUCGAGCUCCAUAGUCAAUCUCAAUAUGGAUGCGGCUGUGCCCACGGGUACAAGCAGCGACAGUAACAAGAAUGAUUGGGCGGGUGCAAACAAAGGUGGUGGCGUAGCUCGUCUAAAUCUUCAACGUUCGAACAAAGAUAAGAAUACCGCAGCUGUUGUAGCGGCGGCAACCCCGCARCAGAAAACUAAAAAAGCGGGGAAUCCGAARGCUAAAAGAUUUGACAAACUUCGGGGAAUGUUUGAACAAAAAACGACUGAACAACCAAAUCCAAUCUUCCCGUCAGGUGAAAAUUGGCAGUAURSAGGUGGAAACAGAUCGAAGAAAAACUUUUAAAAUGAAUGUAAAAUGUAUUAUGAUGUUUUUGGAAUAGGUACGUUCGUAGUGUAAAUUUGAAACAUUGUAAAUAUACAGUGUCAGUAUAA
Messenger RNA from Pseudo-nitzschia multistriata, 3549 nucleotides. The record is from the annotation of a GenBank genome assembly. NCBI's taxonomy places the organism in Eukaryota, Bacillariophyta, Bacillariophyceae, Bacillariales, Bacillariaceae.